Tachyglossus aculeatus (Australian echidna) is the source of this 2147-nucleotide messenger RNA. Its product is annotated as carcinoembryonic antigen-related cell adhesion molecule 16-like. The transcript has 9 exons. NCBI's taxonomy places the organism in Eukaryota, Metazoa, Chordata, Mammalia, Monotremata, Tachyglossidae. The record is from RefSeq and is a predicted model, not a curated record. Bases 11 to 1420 code for a protein of 469 amino acids.
CUCAAGCCUCAUGGCAUUUCCCCAGGGCCACGGGGCCCCUCCAGGCCGGACAGCGCGCUCCUGGGCCCGGCUCCUCCUGGCAGCCUCCAUCCUCACCGCCGGGGUCCGGCCCGCGGCCCCUCUCACCGUUCCACCGGCCGUGGCUGCAGUCGGGGACAACGUCACUCUGACCGCCCACGGACACCCAGCCAACGUUGGCGUCUAUAAUUGGUACCGAAGGACAAGUCUGGAAGAAAAUCUCAUCUGUAAAUACCUAACAACCCCACCCAGUCAGACACUUGGAAAAGCACACACGGGCCGAGAGUCUGUGCGCCCCGAUGGCUCCCUGCUCAUCACCAGCGUUACUGUCAACGAUACCGGUCCCUACUCUGUAGACAUCGUAUUUAAGAAUUUUACUUUUACUUCAAGCAGGGUGGAGUUACAAGUUGAUGCAGGAGGAAGCCAGGAAGGCAAUUUCCGGACCAGAACUUCCAGGACAGCUCAGGGACACACGUCUAGACUGAAGCGGUUGUCUCAGCCCAGCCUCACGGCCUCCUACACUGAUGCCGUGGAGCACCGGGACUCGGUGACCUUUUGGUGCCUCCCUGGGGACCCGAGUGAUAACUUGUUUUGGUUUGUGAACAACACGGACCUGAUGACCAGCGACAGGCUGGAAUUGUACUCCGGCAACAGGACUCUCACCGUGCACAACGUCACCCGUGGAGACGCUGGCACCUAUCAGUGUGAAGCCCGGGAUAUGGUCAGUGCCCAGCGGAGCAACCUGCUGACCCUGACUGUCAGCUAUGGUCCCGACAGUGUGGUGAUCCUCAACCAGCCCCAACCCAUCGAGGCCAAACUCGAGUCCACCGUGAUCAUUUGGUGCCAUGCUCCAUCCCUCCCGGCUGCUCAGUACCGCUGGUAUGUCAAUGGCACCAGCCUGGGGAGCCCUGAGAACUAUCUCACCAUUCUCCGCAUGUCCUGGAAACAGCAGGGCAACUACACAUGCCUGGCUCACAACCGCCAGACCCAGGGAGCCGCUUCAGCCUCAGUUUUCCUCAGCGUGGCCGUUGAAGCUCCCAUCCUGGCGGUCUCCGAUCCCUCACUCUCCGGAGGGACCAUUGCCGGCAUCACCAUCGGAGCCCUGGCUGGGGGGUUGCUGAUUGCGGUGCUGGGGUAUUUCCUGAUCACCACGAAGGGCCGAAGGCAAUUGGGGGAGCCCACGGGAGAGCCUGGCCUGGGAGAAGGGAGUCCCCCAGCUCCCAACACCUCAAAGAGUGCCGUUUUCUACGUAAACCUCCAUCCCACUGAACCAGCCCCAUCGGCACAGGGAAGGUCUCUCAGGCCCUUGUCUCUGGAGGCUCCCACAGAUUGCAGCCUGGUCUACAAGAACUGGUGUCCUACAGACAUGAACAUCUACUGCAAGAUCAAGCCAUCAGCCUAGGCAGGGAAGUGCCUCCCCUGGUCCUCCCCUCCUCCUCUUCCUGGGGGAAGCCCUGCUCAGGACAAGGUCGGGUGGGCCAGGGACAUGGACGCCAGAGGCCGAUGGCCACGGGAACUCGGGGAGCCACUGUUACCGAAAGGCCAGGUCAACCUGCUGUAUGGAAAGAUGGUCAGGUGGCCCAUCAAUGACCGAGUGUCCCCUGGGAGCCUCAGAUUAGGGUCAGAGAAUGUUCCAGAGUGACCUGGUGACCUCAUGGGGGGGAGCAUCAGGUGUCAUUGGCUACUGGGAGCUCAGUCAGAGGGGAAGGGGGAGCCCUGAUCUUUCCUCCCAGGUGGCCAGAUGGGAAGAUCUCUCUGACCCCAUUGCUCUCCCUCUGCCACUGGCUGAGGUGGACACCUUGCUGGGCUUGCCCUGUACCUCUGUCCCUCCUGAUCAGGCCCAGGAUCUGCCAGGUCACCCCGGGGCAGGUACUGACUCCGUCUCCAGGUCCAACCCCACAGCCCGGGGGACUGUAAGAUGGAUCCGCCCUGACCUGGGCUGGGGGCAUGACUCUCCCUCCCUGGAUCAGUGCUAAUGGGGGCCUGAACCUGAAGGAGAAGGAACAGCAGGCCUGGCCAGGGAGAGUGGCGUGGGCAGGGAUGCUGGACUCAGAUACGCAGUCUAAAUCAUUCGGUCGUGUUCAUACCCAGCUCUUAGCUCACAGUGCAUGCAUAAUAAAUGCCGUUAU